CGCCGUCUAGAAAAGACAAGAACCGACGCGAAGGAAGGGAUCUCUCUGGGGAGUUAUCGCCGUCGCCGGGGGCCAUUUCUGCUGCGCCGAGAUGAGUUUCAUGUCCUUCGCCGGGAGAGUCCUCUUCUCCGCCGUCUUUCUCCUCUCCGCAUAUCUCGAAUUUAGUGAAUUCGGAGCUGAUGGUGGACCGGCAGCAAAGGCGCUAAGGCCAAAAUACAACCGUUUUGUGAAACAUGUCUCUUCUCAUCUUGGCAUUGUGGUGCCACACAUUGAAAUGAAACAUAUCCUUGCAAGUACCAUAUUCCUGAAAGGUUUUGGUGGUAUCUUGUUCGUCUUGAGCAGCUCUUUAGGAGCAUAUCUUCUGCUUCUGUACCUUGCCUUCAUUACACCCGUGGUCUAUGACUUCUACAAUUACGAUAUAGAAAAGCCAGAAUUUGUUCAGCUUUUUAACCGAUUCGCUCAGAACGUAGCGUUGUUUGGUGCACUGCUGUUUUUCCUCAGCAUGAAGAACACUAUUGCAAGACGACAAUCCAAGAGGCUGGCUCCCAAGUCGAAAACCAAUUAGUUUGAAGCGCUUGCAGGUGGGCGUCCUACAGAUAUGUUUCUUAUAGCUCGGUUUGAAAACUCAUUCUUAUUUGGAACACACGAAUUUUGUUCAGUGUAUCAAUAAUUUUCAUUAUGCUUUGCUAUUGGAAGUUACAAUGUGUUGUUUACUGGGGUUGAGAUGUAUUUUACAAAUUUUAGUUUUGAAUUUUUUUUUUCAGGGAAAUACUUAAUAAAUUUAUAUUAUAUUGGGAUGGUGCAUAUGAUGUUAUGAGUUA
Messenger RNA from Zingiber officinale, 821 nucleotides. RefSeq lists its product as uncharacterized. The record is from RefSeq and is a predicted model, not a curated record. The transcript is spliced from 5 exons. NCBI's taxonomy places the organism in Eukaryota, Viridiplantae, Streptophyta, Magnoliopsida, Zingiberales, Zingiberaceae. The coding region runs from base 92 to 565 and encodes 157 amino acids.